This is a messenger RNA of Mirounga angustirostris (Northern elephant seal), 4591 nucleotides long. It is a transcript of the gene HAL, whose product is annotated as histidine ammonia-lyase. Gene Ontology annotation, molecular function: histidine ammonia-lyase activity. NCBI's taxonomy places the organism in Eukaryota, Metazoa, Chordata, Mammalia, Carnivora, Phocidae. Gene Ontology annotation, cellular component: cytoplasm. Gene Ontology annotation, biological process: L-histidine catabolic process. The record is from RefSeq and is a predicted model, not a curated record. The transcript has 20 exons. The coding region runs from base 370 to 2364 and encodes 664 amino acids.
CUCAGUGGAGGAGAACACAGAAGCCAGGGGAGAGAGAAAUCAGGGACCCUAAGAGGCCCCAGCAAGUGACAGCAAGCACUGGGACCCCCAGCACAGGAGAAGCCAGGCCUGUGGGGCUUCACCACGCGGCCUGCCUGCAUCCCCCUCUCCUGCCCCAAGCUCAGCUGUGAAAACCCAAAGGGACACCGUGUGGCCCUCAAUAAAUAUUUGUCCAACGUGUGGAUGAGUAAAGGCAAGAGAGGGGGCGUGUUUUGGAAGUUCAUCCCUACCGACCACACCUCAGUAGUAACUCCCAGAUAAAACUCUCCCCGCCUGGCGGCCGCCACGAACAAAAAAGCCAGUGUAGGGGCCCCCUCAGGACGCGGAGCCAUGCCCAGGUACACGGUGCACGUGCGCGGAGAAUGGCUGGCCGUGCCCUGCCGGGACGCACAGCUCACCAUCGGCUGGCUGGGCCGCGAGGCCAUCAGGAGGUACAUCAAGAAUAAGCCAGACAACGGGGGCUUCGACUCGGUGGAUGACGUGCGCUUCCUCAUGCGCCGGUGCAAGGGCCUGGGCCUGCUGGACCACGAAGACCCGCUGGAGGUGGCCCUGGAGGACAACGAGUUCGUGGAAGUGGUUAUAGAGGGCGAUGCCAUGUCUCCCGACUUCAUUCCAUCACAACCAGAAGGAGUUUACCUAUACAGCAAAUACCGGGAGCCUGAAAAGUACAUUGCCUUAGAUGGGGAAACUCUGACCACAGAGGAUCUGGUCAACUUGGGGAAAGGACGCUACAAAAUAAAGCUCACCCCAGCUGCCGAAAAGAAGGUGCAAAAAUCCAGGGAAGUCAUAGAUAGCAUCGUGAAAGAAAAAACUGUUGUUUAUGGUAUAACUACAGGUUUUGGGAAAUUUGCCAGAACUGUAAUUCCUGUCAGUAAGCUAGAAGAGCUCCAGGUCAACUUAGUACGUUCACAUUCUUCAGGUGUUGGGAAACCACUAAUCCCUGAGAGAUGUCGGAUGCUCUUGGCUUUAAGGAUCAAUGUCUUAGCCAAAGGAUACAGUGGCAUUUCCCUGGAGACCCUCAAGCAAGUUAUCGAAGUAUUUAAUGCCUCCUGCCUGCCCUAUGUUCCAGAGAAAGGAACCGUUGGCGCCAGUGGGGACCUUGCCCCGCUCUCUCAUCUUGCUCUUGGGUUAAUUGGAGAAGGGAAGAUGUGGUCUCCAAAGAGUGGCUGGGCUGAUGCGAAAUACGUCCUGGAAGCUCAUGGAUUAAAACCAGUUGUUUUGAAACCGAAAGAGGGCCUGGCGCUCAUCAACGGGACACAGAUGAUCACCUCCCUGGGCUGUGAGGCCGUGGAGCGAGCGAGUGCUAUUUCGCGGCAGGCAGACAUCGUGGCGGCCUUGACCCUUGAGGUGCUGAAGGGCACCACCAAAGCCUUCGAUACUGACAUUCACGCAGUCCGCCCUCACCGUGGGCAAAUUGAAGUUGCUUUUCGGUUUCGGUCACUCUUGGACUCAGAUCACCACCCAUCUGAAAUAGCAGAAAGUCACAGGUUCUGUGAUCGUGUUCAGGAUGCAUACACCUUGCGCUGCUGUCCACAGGUCCAUGGUGUGGUGAAUGACACGAUAGCGUUUGUGAAGAAUAUCAUUACCACAGAACUUAAUAGUGCAACAGAUAAUCCUAUGGUUUUUGCCAGCAGGGGAGAGACUGUUUCUGGAGGAAACUUCCAUGGUGAAUACCCAGCCAAAGCCCUAGACUAUUUGGCCAUUGGAGUCCAUGAACUUGCUUCAAUUAGUGAAAGAAGAAUUGAAAGGCUCUGUAACCCCUCUCUCAGCGAGCUGCCUCCCUUCCUGGUGGCUGAAGGUGGUCUGAACUCUGGGUUCAUGAUUGCUCAUUGCACUGCCGCGGCGCUUGUUUCUGAGAACAAGGCUCUGUGCCACCCCUCGUCUGUGGACUCUCUCUCCACCAGCGCUGCCACGGAGGACCAUGUCUCCAUGGGAGGAUGGGCAGCAAGGAAGGCCCUUCGGGUCAUCGAGCACGUGGAACAAGUGCUGGCCAUCGAGCUUCUUGCAGCCUGCCAGGGCAUAGAGUUUCUACGCCCCCUGAGAACAACCACUCCUCUGGAGAAGGUCUAUGACCUGGUGCGCUCUGUUGUAAGUUUGAUGUGCUUCCUCGGUAGGCCCUGGAUAAAAGAUCGCUUCAUGGCUCCAGACAUUGAGGCUGCUCACAGGCUGCUUGUAGAGCAGAAGGUUUGGGAGGUCGCUGCACCAUAUAUUGAAAAAUACAGAAUGGAACAUAUUCCAGAAUCCAGACCUGUUUCUCCAACAGCCUUUUCACUGGAAUUUCUACAUAAGAAAUCCAUCAAAAUUCCAGAGUCCGAGGAUCUUUAAUGGGCUUUGUCAUAGAUUAGCAGCUCAGGUCCUUGGUUGAACAGCAAGCAAUAUCAUGCUGAAGAAGAGGCCUGAGGACUUUCUUAAGUAGAUCAAUCCAUUAUAUUGUUCAGUUCUGCUAAAACCUCCUUUGCUUAGGCUGGUGACAGCAUUGAAUUUGCUCACUCUAGCACUGUGUUCUUGUUGACCUGGUUUGAGACACAGAAGCUGUUUUCAGAUUAUAGGAGUUUUCUUUCUUCCUUAACAGUAUCAACAGGCCACAGGCCAUUUAACAUUAUCUGAAUUUGAAACAGAUUGAUGAUAUUCUUUUCCAAAAACAUUAGACUUUUGUGAAUCUCUUUUUUUUUUAUGGUUUGAAAAGCUCUCCACUAGAUAACUGUGGCUGUUUGAAUUAUACCACGAUAUGAUGAAUGUUCCUUACAAGGCUUUGAUCAACAACUUCUGAAGUCAUAAUUUGUCCUGAAGCUUCUCUUUCUUCUAUUAAUUGCAUCAUAGUAUAGUCAAUAGGUCCAACGAGGUUUUGUGUAAAGGAGUUUUGCUACUGGAGUGGCCCUUACUGAUAUUUAUCAAAUAUCACUAUACAUCUCAAAAAAAAAAAAAAUCUCAGAUGCUUAAGCUGGAGUUAGAGGUUAGUAUUAUUACCUUCUUACUAUGUGUUAGUACUUUAUUCACAGUCCUUUAACAACCCUGCAUUAAGAAGCCUCCUGUCCCACAGAUAAGGAAUCUUAUGUUCAAAGGUAACCACCCCCUUCUCUGUAAUGGUAAUCCUUAAAAGGAGGAAUUAUUGACAAAGGUCGAUGGGGCCCUGGGAUGUGUUACCCAAUCUGUUUUUUCCUCAAAAAAGAAGGCAAAGGGCCGUCUGGGAUCAUCUGGAUGAAAGACGGGUUGGAGGAGCUCUUGGCUUCCCAAGGCUAACUGUGACUUCGCACCUACGUGUGCAAGGGCGUGCAAGGCACUCCAAGGGCGGGAGCCUGGGCCACGGCUCUAAUACAUCUACGGUAGCCCGAGGAAAGAACAGACACACUUGCCAGCUUGCUGACCCGCUUCCAGCCUGAAAUGGGUCCAACGGUGUAUUUCACAGUAGGGUUUCACUCCUUAGCUGGCACCCCGUCCCCAGGAAAAGGUGGAGACCGAAGUGAAAACCGCUGCCUACAGAGACUCGGUGACCGAAAGUGGGCCGAGGAGCCUGUCUACCGAAAGCCCUUCUGGGGACGCUGUCCUUUGCUAAAAUGUCAACAGGCACGAAUGAGGUUUCUUCGUGCUUAGCCACGAAGCCCAGUCGAGCCAGUAAACCCAGCGGUCUGGUGGCGGCUCUUCCCAGCAGUCUGGGGAGGACUGGAUCCCCACGGGCCUCUGCGGUCUUCCGGGGCACUUUCUGAUUGAGUCUUCGAGACAGCUCUCUGACAAACGGAUUAUCACAUGCCUCCAAGAGAAUGUCAAGGUAAACGUGGAAUAAACCACGUCUCAGUUGUCUUACGUCGUCACACUGGUCUUAGAUUUUUAUAACAGAGUUGAGCGCCUCUUCAGGGAAAGCCUAUUCUGGCUGCAGUUAAUCAGGUUUCUGAAAGGUUUGGUCAGUGAAUAUUAGCACAUCGCCGCGUGUCGUUAGAAAGUGUGGUUGAGGGCGCCUGGGUGGCUCAGAUGGUUGAGCGUCUGCCUUCGGCUCAGGUCAUGAUCUCAGGGUCCUGGGAUCGAGACCCGCAUCGGGCUCCCUGCUCCUUGGGAGCCUGCUCCUCCCUCUGCCUCUCUCUCUCAUGAAUAAAUAAAUAAAAUCUUUAAAAAAAUUAAAAAAAAAACUUAAAAAAAAAAAAAAAAGAAAGUGUGGUUGAUUCCGUUCUCCUUCCCGUGGAGUAGCAGCAAGGAUUGGAGGCAUCUCAAUGUCCUCCCAGCAGGCUCACCCGGGCUUCUUCCCCUGCCGUCUCAGGGCAGCCAGAGGGCGAGCCCCACAGCAUGAGGGCUGAUAGACUUCUACAACGCCACGCUUGCUAAUGUCCUGUUGGCCAAAGCAAGUCACCCUUUCCAGCCCAAGCUAGCCUGGGAGAGGAAUACUCAAUGGCAUUGGCAUGUGGUUUGCGGUCCGUUACUGUAACAAUCUACCACGUAUGUAAAAUCAAACAUAGAACCUGAAAAAUUCGAGACACUUUUCAUUACUACUUUAAACUUUAGUCUUAUCUUUGUGUCUGGUCACUGGAUUAUUAUCGUUUUAUUAAACCUUCUCAUUAUCUCA